AUGAUAUACCAUAGAUUUCAAGAUGAAAUAUUUGAGAGUAAGAAAAAAAGAAGAAUAAGCGAUAUAACUAUUCAAAAUUUGAAUAAUUCAAGUUGUAAUUUAUUGUAUCAAAGUAAAAAUAAAAAAAAAAUUAUAAAACUAAAAAAUGAAAAAAUAGAAGAUUAUUUCAUCAUUAAGAAUUUUUUGCCUAUUUGUGAAGAAUUUUUAUUAAAAAAUUACAAAAAUAAUUUUUUACAAGCAUUUAAUGAAAGAGAAAAAAUAAAAGAUGUAAAAACUAAGAAUAAAGAAAUAGAUGAUGUCACCGAUAAAAAUGAAGAAUCCAAUUACUACGAAAAAGAGGUAUCAAUGAUAGUAAAUGAAAAUAGUAAUAUUACUUCUUAUGGAGGUAAUAAUUUAGAUGAAAAAAAAAAGUUAGAUAAAAAUUAUGAAAAACAUGAUAGGCAAGAAGUAAAAAAUAAAAUAAAGCUCGAAGAAAAAAAAAAAAACAAUCAUAAUACGAACCUAGAAAAAGAUAUAAGUUUGUCUAAUAAAAUAUUUAACAAAAAAAAUAACUCAACAAACUCAUUUAAUUUAUAUGAAAAUUAUGUUAGAAUUACUAAAAAAUCAUUAAAAGAAAUGGAUCUUCCUUUUGAUAGAGCCGUUUUAUUAAAUGCAAUUGAUAGAAGAGAUAACUGCGAAAAAAUUAUAAAAAUUAUUAACAAAAAAAAAGUAUUAAGUGCAUUUGGAGAAUCUUGGGAAGAAAUGAUUGAAUAUAUUAUUUCUUUAAAAGAACACAAAAAUUUAAUGAAAAUUUUUGAUAUAUAUGAUGAUGAAAAAAAUUUUUAUAUAAUAAUGGAAAAGUUAUACGGAAAAGAACUUUUUAGUUUUUUAGUUUACAAAAAGCAAGUCAAGGAAAGCAUUUGUAAAUAUAUAAUUAGCCAAAUUUUACAGGCUGCUAAUUAUUUACAUUUUAAUAAUGUUAUUCAUAGAGAUAUUAAACCAGAGAAUUUAAUGUUUAGGAAUAAAAAAAGAAAAGAUAGAAGUUAUGAAUAUAAUUAUGAAUUAGUUCUUAUAGAUUAUGACACAUGUCAUUUUAUUAAUAAUAACCAUUACCCAAAUAAUAAUAGAGAAAAUAAAUAUUUAUAUUCAACUGUAAAUGGUAUUAUAUCAAAUUGUAUAUUUAGUCCAACUAAAAAUUUAACCAACGAUUGUGCAAAAUUAUACAAACAAGAUGAGGAAGAUAAAAAUGUAAAGCAAUUUUAUGCAAAAGAAUUCAAUAAAACGAAAAAAGGUGAAAACUAUAGUGAAAAAGCUUAUAAAAUAGUAGGUGAUAGAACAAGUAUAAAAAUUAAUGAACAAUUAAAUGAAAAGAUAGAUGAAAAACUUAAUAAAAAAAUAGAUAAAGCAAUUUGUAAUAAAAAUAGCAAAACAUCAAUAAAUAGAAAACAUAUAAAAUUAGUUGGUACAUAUGGAUAUAUUGCUCCAGAAAUUAUAAAGGGAUAUGGUUAUUCUAUUUUAUCUGACAUGUGGUCAAUUGGAAUAAUUUUUUAUAUUUUGAUGACAGGAAUUACACCGCUACCUAUGUGUUUAAUGAUUAAUUACAAAAAUACAAAAGAAAUAUUAUUAAAAAAAGAAAAAAAAGGAAUAAAUUUUAAUCUAUUAUCAUUUAAUAACUAUCCAUUAGCAAAAGAUUUAUGUGAAAAAUUCUUGCAAUUUGAUCCAAAUAAAAGAAUACCAAAUUCCAAUAUAGCAUCAAAUCAUCCAUGGUUAAAAUAUUUCAAUAUUUUAAAAAAAAAUUUUACCAAUUUUUCAUACGAAGAUGAAAAUAAUAACCCUCAUUUUUGUAUCAAUAAAAUAAUAAAGUAUAAUUUUAAUGGGAUUACAAAUAAUAUAAAAAAUAUAAAUGAACUAAAAAUUCCAAAUGAAAUAGAUAAUCAUGUGAUUUAUCCAUAUAAUAAGGAAUAUUGCAGUGAGUAUUAUAAGGAAUAUCAUAAUAAAGAUAGUGUAAAUGUUUGUAAUUCUUACUAUAAUAAUAUGCAUUAUUAUAUUCAAAAAAAAAAAUACAAUAAUGUAUAUAAUAAUUUAACCCAUUGUGCACCUUUUAAUAAUAAUAUUGUUUUAUUCAAUCAAGAAUAUAUUUAUAAAAAUAAUGAACACCUACAUAAAGGAAGCAAUUUUGCGAAUUAUUUAUUUUAUAUAAACAAAUUUAAGGAAGAUAAUGACAUUAUGAAUAAUUCCUUAUGUAUUUCAAAUAAAAAUAAGAAUAUUGAUAUUGUUAAUGGAAUAUUUCAUCAUGAAGAUAAUUUAUAUAAUUCCAUUAACGAUGCUGCAAUAAAAAAAUAUAUAGAAGAAGAAAAAGAAGAAACAAAAAUGAAAGAUGGAGAAGGGGAACCAAUAGAAGGUUGUAUACAAAUGAAUUCAAUGACCAAUGUUGCAGGAAAUAACUACAAUAAGUUUAUAGAGUUAUUUGAAAGUUUAAUAGAAAAAAAAAAAAAUAGCAUUCUUUCUUCAAGUAGUAAAUUCAACGAACUAAUUUUACAUAAUAAUACUAUACAGAGCACAGAUGAUAUUUUAAACAAAAGAGAAUUUUAUGCAUGUGCUAAAAAAAGUGAGAAAUAUAAAAAAAAUAGUAAAAAAAAAGAAAAACUAUUAAAUGAAGAAAAUAAUAUGAUAGAAAUGCGUAAGGAACAAAAUAUACAAACAUAUGAAAAUUGUGAAGUAAGAAAAAACAAUUUUUUAUCUAAAAAUGAGUAUACAGUAAAUGAUGUAAUAUUUGAUAAUGAAAAUGAAAUAUAUUGUACAAACCAUGAAAUUAAUUUACAAUGCACACCUCUAAAAGGUAAAAAAAAUUUUUACACAAAAAAUGAUAUGCAAAAUAAUAUAUAUAAAUUAAUUGAUAACGAUAAUCAUAAUAAUUAUUCUAGAAAUGCUACAAAAAAUAUUAAUGAAACUUAUGAAAAUACUAAUAUAUAUGAGAUGCAUAAUAACAUAAAUUACGGCGAUAACGAUAAUUAUUUGAAUACGAAUAAUAACAUUCAAUACAGUUUUCAUAUUAAUAAUUCUAUAAAUAACAAUAUUAUUGGUAAUAAGCAAAAUAAUAAUAUGAUUAUGAUGGGUGUUAAUUAUAAUUCUAAUAAAAAUACCUUAAAUAAUAAUAUAUCGGAGUUUUCAUGCAUUAAUAAUGGAUAUAAUUGUUUGAAGUUUUAUAGUAAUUCUAUAUCAAACAGAAAUAACUUAAUAUAUGAAAAUUUAAUUACAAACACUGAAUCAUGUGAUUCUUUUGUCAAUCAGAAAAAUCAAAAUAUUUAUUUUUAUAAUAGUAAUUGUGCGCAUAUAAAUACAUCUAACUAUUAUAUUACGAAUAAAUUUGAAAAAACCUUAAAUCCAUAUGUGAAUGAAUAUUAUAAUAUAAAUGAUAUAGCUAAUUCUGCAUUUCAAUUAUCUAAUGAAUUUAAUGAAUAUGAAAUAGGUGCAAAAAAAAAAAAAAGAAAAAAGAUAUCGGCAUAUUAA
Molecule: messenger RNA, 3489 nt
Organism: Plasmodium relictum
Lineage: Eukaryota; Apicomplexa; Aconoidasida; Haemosporida; Plasmodiidae
Product: calcium/calmodulin-dependent protein kinase, putative
Exons: 1
Coding region: 1-3489 (1162 amino acids)
Biological process (GO): protein phosphorylation; intracellular signal transduction
Cellular component (GO): cytoplasm
Molecular function (GO): protein serine/threonine kinase activity; ATP binding
Source: RefSeq, a predicted model, not a curated record